AUGUCCCGACGCUCGUUGCCCGACCAAAUCGCCGACGGCCUAGGUCUGCUCGGUGCUUUUGCUGCUGCCAUUAAAACUACUCAGACAAACCCACCGGAACUCGAUGAUCCUUUGGCUGCCAUUGCAGAUAUUGCAAAGCUCUCUAAGGCCCAUGCCACCAAACUUGCUGUGGCUUGUAAGCCACCCUUCAGUUCGGAUCUUGUAGCACCGCUAUUUGCAGAGUCGCUCAAGAUGGCGGCACCCAUGGCUGCUGCUGUUUCUGCGGCGGACAGUAAACUUGCAAAGCUAGUAGUUACAGAGCUCAAAAGACUUGUGGCCAACUACUUUGCAAGUUUGCACGCUUUUUACACAGAGAUCCGGGUCCUGGCCCAAAGCACGGAGCCUGAAUCAUCGUCUGCGCGGCUUGUGACGACGGCUGAGUUAUGGUAUGCUUGUGACCAACUGGCUGCCUCUCCAACGACGCUUACACCGUCCCGUAUUCUUGCGCAAAAGACCAAACUUUACUGCGAUACGAUUACUGAUGCCGCCGAAGAACUUUCUGACGCAGCAGCUGGUAAUCUAGACGAGGGCUACGACUCGGAAGAUGGCCCAGAUUUUGUUAUUAUGGAUGGCCCUGUAGAUGCGCCUUUAGACGAAUCUGUUGCCAAAGACUUUGACUCGCUUGCAAACAAAACAGCCAAGCUUAGCAUAGAAGAAAUCCCACGGGACACUAUGGCCUCGUAUGCAAAGGCUCUGGGACUUAUUCCACAAGCAAUCAAAACGUCUAUUCUAUUUCUUCUACGCAAAAAGGACACAAAGCCUGCAGAUUACGACACGCUUUAUGCUCAUUUUAAGACUAUAGUGGCGCUGGUGGACGAUCUUGUUGCGUAUUCAACAUACCAGCCUGAUGAGACUGAGGCAGUUGAAACUGCAAAAGGUAUAGUCACUGAGCUUAAGGAUAUAACCACCUUGACGGGAGCAUCUACUGAUCUUUCUGAAAUCCAAACCAACUUGCAAUUAUAA
This is a messenger RNA of Magnusiomyces paraingens, 1002 nucleotides long. RefSeq lists its product as uncharacterized. NCBI's taxonomy places the organism in Eukaryota, Fungi, Ascomycota, Dipodascomycetes, Dipodascales, Dipodascaceae. Gene Ontology annotation, biological process: regulation of cell cycle. The record is from RefSeq and is a predicted model, not a curated record. The transcript has a single exon. Gene Ontology annotation, cellular component: nucleus. The coding region runs from base 1 to 1002 and encodes 333 amino acids.